AUGUUGUACUUGGACACCGUCCAGGCGAGACAUGAGGAGAAUCCCGAGGUUACACUCGAGAUGGUCACCGAGAUCAUUGGUGACAGAGAUCCUGUGGAUGAUGACGACUGGGACCAGACUGCAGAGGAUCGGAUGAUAGCCCGCUGGGAGACAUCAUCGCGAAAGACGUCCUUAGAUAAAGUUGGUACGAGAAAGAACAACGAUGACCCUCUUCGCGAGGUAUGGCGAUUCUGUCUUCGCUUUAUGAAGCAGGCGCCCCCAAUCAUGCUCUCCCCGAUCAACAGUCUGCAGUUCAUGCCUGCGCGGAAGAAAGACUUCGCCCUGUCAAGCCACCUUUUCACAUUGACUGCUUGUGCAACACUGGCAAAGCUGUUCGUUCACCCACUAUGGCGUGGAGAUUACCGCACCUUCGUUGACGCCUUGAAGUUCACUGUCUUGUGCCGUGUCAGUGCCAGGGCCAACGUCAGUUUGUCCCUCCGGUGGCCCCAUGACUGCCCAGUCAUCCGGGAGCUGACAGCCAGGCUUUCGAGAGCCGACACCGGUCCGACCUUGCCUGACACAUUGCACAACAUUCACCAGGCAGCAAGGGACACUGUCUCUGGCAGUGGUGACAGGGGAAGCGUAUUCUCGGAGGUACUCUUUCGCAUCGGGCAGACUGUCGUUGCUGAGUCGCCUUCGCAGGCCGAAAAGGCUCAAUUGCAGGAAGGAAUCAUUCCUUUCCAGGGCAAAGACCUGGAAGUCAUCAAGAAAGCAAUUGAUGAUUUGGCUUUGACCGAUGACCGGGUGCAGUUUCCCGUGGAAGACGUCUAUGCAGCCUUCAAAUUCGUCGGUCAUCGCCUCGAACUCCCUUCCAAGCUGCAGCUUCAGUCCUUUGACGCUCGCGCGUGCAAGCAGGUUUUCGAAUAUCUGAGGGGCCCGAGAGAUUCGGCCCUAAUACCAGAAGAGACUGAAGAAGCCAAUCAACCCGGACCAAGCAGGCAAGGGCGUGAUCGAUCUCGUAGCCCAGGGGCUCAGCACAUCGACCGGUUUCCCAUUCGCUCUCGCUCUCACUCCCUCCGCCCAUCCGAUCUGAACGACUUUGAUCGAGACACCCAUCGUGUCCAGCAGCGUCGAAGUUCUUCUCCCGGUGAUAGGGGUAGUUCUUCCGACGACGGCAACGUCAAUGCGCCACUGGCAGAUGAGACACAAGAGGACAAUGCCUACAUCCCGGAGGACGGUGGCUACAUUCCCGCGGCUAGUGAGUUUACCAGUCAGGCUGAGGUCCCUUCGCCCAGAGCCACAACAAACCUUCGGCCUCCACUGAGUCAAGCUCUGCACGCGGAUGAGAUUGGGCAAAUCCGCCAUGAGGUAGAUAGACUCAGCACACAAAUCCGCACCAGCGAGACUGAAAGAGAUCGACUGAUUGCAAAAGUCAAGACUGACCAAGCUAAAACUCAUAAGGUCUUCAAGGAACGGCUUGUAGAAGCCAUUCGUGAGAUAAAUAAGGAUUGGGAGGAAAGACUCGACAGCGCAGCGUCUGAGCAUGCCGAAGCAAUUGCGAAUUUGAAGUCUGAGCACGCCGCGGCCAUCACGUCUUUGCAGACUGAGCUUCGUAAAGGCCUGCAGGCUGUAGUGUCUCGGUGCGAUGAGCAGGCAAGUCUCAUCAAGACCCUCCAGGAAGAGAACGAGAGACUCAGACAGUCGUCUCAGGCGUCCCGGUUCGCGCGAGCACUCGUUGGUGGCUCUGGCAACCAGCCAACACCACAUUGA
This is a messenger RNA of Fusarium musae, 1749 nucleotides long. RefSeq lists its product as uncharacterized. The coding region runs from base 1 to 1749 and encodes 582 amino acids. Lineage: Eukaryota; Fungi; Ascomycota; Sordariomycetes; Hypocreales; Nectriaceae. The transcript has 2 exons. The record is from RefSeq and is a predicted model, not a curated record.